AGUUUUUACUUGCUACCCGCACCGCACCUGACAUUAUGUUCUAAUUCCCAAUUUACCCAUUAGAACAAAACGUAGUAUAGAAGAAUCUUAAACAUUCUCGAAUCUUGACUCAAAUCAAGCACUCCGGCGGUGGUUAUCGUCCUCGACUUCACCGGAGAAUGCAAACAGCCUGAGCUAAACUAAUCAGUCGUUUUCCGGUAAAAUUUGCAGAUCGCCACCCUCCUCGCCGCCAUGUCGAUCGAGGAGCUGAAAUCUGUUAUGGAAGAACAUUUUGAUCUUAUGUCAGAUCUUGUUCAGAAAAUUUCUUCUGAACUUAGUUCUAACCUUCGUCCUGCUUACGAUAACUUUUUGGGUUUUUUUCAUGCCAUUGAUUGGAAGGAACCCUGGCUACUGGGAUUGUUAACAUUCCAUGUUGUAUUGCUGCUUGUAACUAUCAUCUCUAGGAGGAAUACCAACUUUCAGAUGUUCUUGUUCCUUUUGACGUUGGCUGGUGUAUAUCUUGCUGAGAGACUGAAUAGUUUUUUGGGGGGAAAUUGGAAAAACUUCUCUAGUCAAAACUAUUUUGAUCCGAGUGGAGUAUUUAUGUCGGUUCUUUGGUCUGGACCUCUUCUUGCAUUGGCUAUGAUAAUCCUGAUCAAUACACUCUUCUCUCUGUGUUACUUGAUUGUUAAGUGGAAAAGAGCUGAACUAAGACAUCGUGCAAGGGCUGCUCGUAGUAAACAAGAAUAAUUGAUCUAGUGGGAUUUUGAUGCAUUAAAUGUAGUCACAUUUUGAUGUAUUAAGUAUGGAUUUUGUGUCAAUCAGGUGAACCAUACAAAAGAGUUUUGUCUUUCUUUUUUCCUUAUAUACAAAGUUUUUUAUUGAUA
Trifolium pratense (red clover) is the source of this 866-nucleotide messenger RNA. Its product is annotated as transmembrane protein 18-like. The transcript has 5 exons. NCBI's taxonomy places the organism in Eukaryota, Viridiplantae, Streptophyta, Magnoliopsida, Fabales, Fabaceae. Bases 232 to 729 code for a protein of 165 amino acids. The record is from RefSeq and is a predicted model, not a curated record. Gene Ontology annotation, cellular component: nuclear membrane.